UAGAAAAUAAAGUCGAGAGUGAUAAGCAGCCCUCUUGUCAUUUUCAUUAUACGAAAGUCCACCCUAUUGUUCUCAACAUGUCUACGCAAGAACUCAAAAUCCUCACCCCCAUAGGCAUGCUCGGCUAUGGCUUCGACGAGUCCCUCUUCUGGUCCGCCGUAUCCAACGGAGUCGAUGCCAUCAUCUGUGACUCCGGGUCCACCGACAGUGGUCCGGCUCGACUAGCCCUCGGCACCAUGUCCGGCUCCCGAGAAGCGUAUUCCGCCGAAAUGGAAAAGUUCCUGCUCGCUGCACAUCACUUUCACGUUCCAGUGCUCAUUGGCAGUGCCGGAGGGGAUGGAGCGAAUGAUCACGUGGAUAUUUUCGUUGAUAUCAUUGAUGAGAUCAUUGCCCGGCUGCACUUGAGACCGAUGAAGGUGGUGAAGAUCUAUGCGGAGGUGUCGAAAGAUAUUGUUCGGUCUGAGCUGGCUGCGGGGAGGAUUGUGCCCUGUGGUGAGGCGGUUCCCCAGCUACAGCUGGAUGAUGUGGAGGAUGCGAGUCGGAUUGUGGCUCAGAUGGGUAUUGAGCCGUAUUUGAAAGCUAUGGAGGAGAAUCCUGAUUUUGAUGUCAUUAUUGGAGGGCGCUCGUACGAUCCUGCGCCGUAUGCAGCAUUCUGUGUACACAAGGGAUUCACGAAUCUGGAUAUUGCUUGGCAUAUGGGAAAGAUAAUGGAGUGUGGUGCGCUAUGUGCAAAGCCUAAGAGUCGUGAGGCAUUGGCUAUUGUUCGACAUGAUAGUUUCGAUAUCCGGCCCUUGAAUCCAUCCAGUCGCUGCACGGCUGUCUCGGUUGCUGCGCAUACGCUUUACGAGAAAACACGACCUGAUAUUCUCCUCGGACCGGGAGGUUCGCUUCAUCUGGAAGACACUACUUAUGAAGAGUUGCCGGAUAAUCGCACUGUUCGGGUUCGUGGUGCCAAAUUUAUCCCGGUGGAACAGGGCCAAUAUACAGUCAAGCUAGAGGCUGCACGAACCCGUGGGUAUCACAGCUGCUUCUUUGGUGGAUUCACCGACCCGAUUCUGAUUUCGCAGGUUGAUUCUUUCAUACAAACGGUCAGAGACCACGUCGCCAUGGUUUGCAAGUUUCCGUAUGAUCUCAAGUUGACGACGUAUGGCUCGAGGAACGAAAUUAGCAUGUUCGCGGACACGAACCAGGGUGCUCUCCCACCCAGUAUCGCUAUUCAUGGCGAUGCUAGAGCAGAAACCCAAGCGCAGGCCACUCGGGUGAUCCAUGCCGCACGCGUUGGUUGUAUGCAUGGCUCGUACCUUGGACAAGUGGCAACGUCAGGGAAUUUCGCCAUGCCGUGUGCGCCUCUUGACAUUCCGAUGGGGCGGGUGUGUGAGUUUUGCAUUUACCACCUGAUGCUAGUGGAUGACCCGACGGCCUUGUUCCAUAUAUCUGCGGAGGUUAUACAGCAUAGCUCUGAUGAAGAACCCCCUGAACUUGUGAUUCCAGCUUAUGCUCCAAAGGUUCAAUCUUCCACAGAUGCAAAGCAGGAAAACAAUUUGCCAAGAACCACAAGAUUGAGCCCUUCCUCUCCACCCGGAAUGCGCUACUUGGGCGAGUUUGCGUCGGUGAUUCGCUCCAAAAAUGCUGGGCCCUAUGAGUUGACAUUCGACAUCAUGUUCGAUUCCUUGGAAAAAUACUUCUUUGCCAAGUCAUCCGGUGUGUUGGAUGUUGCCAAGUUUGCAAAACUGUAUGACAUCGAAAUCUCAGACAUUGUUGCUGCUGUUUGGUGGGAGCCAGCCAUGGCACUGAAGGUGACUGUGAAGCGCCCGAUCGUUUCAGGGCGGUUCGGGGAAACCGAUACGCAUGGAAGCUGCCAGCAUGCCAGACUUUUGCGGGUCUUGAUUCCAGCUAUGGAACAUGUCCCGGUGGAUGAUUAGAUGUUCAGUUGUAUGUGUUGAACCUGCUUUAGAUGCUCAUGCACUUUUUGGUCCUUCCAGCUUGUCCCUUAGCUAGUCAGCGAUAUCAAGAAUCAAGAAUUGCCAACCAAAUUUUCCCAGUCCUCAAAAAUGUUCAUAAUGUCCGAGCUUUCAUUGAAUA
Molecule: messenger RNA, 2082 nt
Organism: Aspergillus sclerotioniger CBS 115572
Lineage: Eukaryota; Fungi; Ascomycota; Eurotiomycetes; Eurotiales; Aspergillaceae
Exons: 1
Coding region: 78-1922 (614 amino acids)
Source: RefSeq, a predicted model, not a curated record